UUUGUUAUUUUAAUAUGCUAUUGUGUUACUUUCAUAUCACUAUUGGACUACACCAGACAACGAUUACAUUUAAAUUUACAUUUUAUCCUUGAAAUAAAUACAGCUUUGAUUAUACUCACUUUGUACUGUCAAUUAAUAUCAAUAUCAAUAUAUGCCCUAAUUUAUGACCCUAAAAAGGUGAAAAAACAACAUCUAAGGCUUCAUGAGGUAAUUAGUCCACAAGUGAUUAUGUCUGCUCUUAUUCAAAUCCCACAUUGCAACACCCUCCCCACCUUGUGCUCCUGGAUUUAUCCCUUAUAAGGAAUCUUAGAGGCAUAUAUAACCACUCCUGAUGCAUCUUUGCAAAUAAAGAGCAGAUGAAGAGCAGUCACUCAGCUGUACCACAGCAGCAGAUUACAUCCCUCUGGAUCACUAGUGGGCAAAGAUGAACGGCACUGAGGGAAACAACUUCUACAUCCCCAUGUCCAACAGGACAGGGCUAGUGAGGAGUCCUUUCGAGUAUCCGCAGUAUUAUCUAGCUGAGCCGUGGCAGUUUAAAAUCCUUGCUGUAUACAUGUUCUUCCUCAUCUGCUUGGGUCUACCCAUCAAUGGCCUCACAUUGGUGGUUACAGCUCAACACAAAAAGCUUAGGCAACCUCUCAACUUCAUUUUGGUCAACCUGGCUGUAGCUGGUACCAUCAUGGUUUGUUUUGGAUUCACAGUCACUUUCUACACAGCAAUUCACGGCUACUUUGCUCUGGGUCCAAUUGGCUGUGCGAUUGAGGGCUUCAUGGCCACACUUGGAGGUGAAGUUGCCCUUUGGUCACUUGUGGUGCUGGCCAUCGAGAGAUACAUUGUGGUUUGUAAGCCAAUGGGUAGUUUUAAAUUCUCAUCCACCCACGCAAUGGCAGGAAUCGCAUUUACAUGGAUAAUGGCCAUGGCAUGUGCGGCUCCCCCUCUGGUUGGCUGGUCCAGAUAUAUUCCUGAGGGAAUGCAGUGUUCAUGUGGACCAGACUACUACACCCUGAAUCCUGAAUACAACAAUGAAUCAUAUGUCAUCUACAUGUUCUCCUGCCAUUUUAUACUUCCGGUCACCGUAAUCUUCUUCACCUAUGGCCGACUUGUUUGCACCGUCAAGGCGGCUGCAGCUCAACAGCAGGACUCAGCAUCUACCCAGAAGGCUGAGAGGGAAGUGACAAAAAUGGUCAUCCUGAUGGUUUUGGGUUUCCUGGUGGCUUGGACCCCUUAUGCCAGUGUUGCUGCCUGGAUCUUCUUUAAUAAGGGAGCUGCUUUCAGUGCCCAGUCCAUGGCUGUUCCUGCCUUUUUCUCAAAGACCUCGGCCUUAUAUAACCCUGUCAUCUAUGUGCUGCUAAACAAACAGUUCCGGAGCUGCAUGCUGACCACUAUUUUCUGUGGAAAGAAUCCUCUUGGUGAUGACGAGUCCUCAACUGUGUCCACCAGCAAGACGGAGGUGUCCUCUGUAUCUCCAGCAUAG
Ctenopharyngodon idella (grass carp) is the source of this 1474-nucleotide messenger RNA. Its product is annotated as green-sensitive opsin-2. Gene Ontology annotation, biological process: G protein-coupled receptor signaling pathway; phototransduction; visual perception. The coding region runs from base 425 to 1474 and encodes 349 amino acids. Gene Ontology annotation, molecular function: G protein-coupled receptor activity. The transcript is spliced from 5 exons. The record is from RefSeq and is a predicted model, not a curated record. Gene Ontology annotation, cellular component: membrane; photoreceptor outer segment. Lineage: Eukaryota; Metazoa; Chordata; Actinopteri; Cypriniformes; Xenocyprididae.